Messenger RNA from Scatophagus argus, 1176 nucleotides. It is a transcript of the gene tmem167a, whose product is annotated as transmembrane protein 167A. The record is from RefSeq and is a predicted model, not a curated record. The coding region runs from base 121 to 339 and encodes 72 amino acids. The transcript is spliced from 4 exons. Gene Ontology annotation, biological process: protein secretion; intracellular transport. NCBI's taxonomy places the organism in Eukaryota, Metazoa, Chordata, Actinopteri, Scatophagidae.
CUCAGCCAAUCAGUAAACCAGGUUUGUCGACGCACGUACGUAUGUACGUAAGCCUCUUGGUACGCGUUACGUAAUUUCCAGAGAGCAGGAAGUGUGAUGUGGCUUUGAUUCACAACAAAAAUGUCGGCCAUUUUCAACUUCCAGUCACUGCUGACGGUGAUUCUCCUCCUGAUCUGUACCUGUGCCUACAUCAGAGCGCUGGCUCCCAGCCUGCUAGACAAGAACAAGACCGGGCUUCUAGGAAUAUUUUGGAAGUGUGCCAGAAUAGGUGAGCGGAAGAGUCCCUGGGUGGCUUGCUGCUGUGUCAUCAUGGCUUUUAGUAUAUUGUUUCUACAGUAGCAGUCCAAAGAAAACCACAAAUGGAAACAUUAGGGGAAUAAACGGACAACAAGGCAUGGACACUACGAUCCGAGAAGCACAACAGGACCUCCAGUGGUUGUCACUUAGAUAAACGAAAACUCGUCACCACUCACCGUAGCCACAGAGAGAGAAAAUGUGUCUGCGUGGGGGGAGGGUGGCAGCUGAUAGCCCCAGAGUUUGUCUCGAUCCUCCCACUGACAUCCAGGUUUGUCCGUGUGUUUGCUAACGUGGAAUGUUUACUCUGGAUGCAUCUGUGUCGGGGGGCAGUGCAGAGAAUUCAGAUUCUGGCAUCAUUUGUGGGAUCAAGUAAUACUUUGUUUGUCCGGACAUUUCAAAACGAUUAUUUCCCUUUUGAGUUUGUCACAAUCGUCUCCGCCUGUUUGAAAUUCUCCAGAAAAAGACCUUCAUAAAUAUUCACAGCUGUUUUGCGAUUCACUUGGAGGCUUAUGUUUGGAAGCUGAGGUGUGACUUUGGAUCGCCUCAGCUCCUUCUUUGUAACCUGUGCCCGGUUUGUUGUAUGUAGAAAAAGUGAGCAGACCCCGCAGCAAGCAAUGAUAGUAUAGCUCUUCAAGUGUCUAAUCAUCCUACGCAUUUGACUCAAAGAGCUACUGAUGUUUUUCAAAUCAUUCAGUUUGCUGCUAUUUAUUAAAGACAUUUUGGUAAUCUGGUCUACAAGGUGGAUUUUUGUCAUUGAACUCAACCAUUUUGACUCAUGCUUGCUGUUGAUGCCUGUUUGUCUAUUGUGAUAUUGUAAGGUGAAGUGUCAUUAAUAAUGGCUUUAAACAUGCAAAAUACAAGUUGAUGACUGCCUUUAAA